Bursaphelenchus okinawaensis is the source of this 6798-nucleotide messenger RNA. Lineage: Eukaryota; Metazoa; Nematoda; Chromadorea; Rhabditida; Aphelenchoididae. The record is from the annotation of a GenBank genome assembly.
AUGUCAACAAAGGCUGUUCUACUGGUCGGUGGAGCACAAAAAGGUAGGUUGAUUUUGAAAUAAUUCUUAUUGUAAUAUCGAUUCACUUUAAAUUCUUUAAAAGUUAAAGUUCUUGUUUUAUGAUUGCAAAAAAGUGACAGCACUGACUGCCUGGUUGGUGAUACUUAAGGAUACAGUAGUUUUUCAAAUUCUUGAAUGAAAAUUUUAAUUUAGAGUUAGAUUGGUAAUUAUCUUGUUUAUAUUGCCACAAAAUAUGAAGAUUUUACAGUAAGAACUACGGCAGUUAUGAAUUAUUUUAAAAAUUCAGCCGGCUUUGAAUCCGCUUGGGUGCAAAUGAAAAAAAAAUGAUGUUGUAAAGAAAGUUCUUGUUUUUUCAAAGUCUUUAGUUCUGUUUUAGAUUUGUGAAAGGAUUUUUUAUAUUCCGACGAAGUUUCAAAAAAAAUACAGUAAGAACUACAGUAGUUAUGAAGCUUCAAAGUCGUUUGGGUCCGCGUCCGCUUGGGUGGAGACGAAAAAAAUUAGGCUGUAAUGAAAGUUCUUGCAUGUUAUUUAGAAUGUUGUUUUAAGGGGUGUAUUCGGAAAGUUCUUGGCUGUUUUGUCGCAAAAUUUUAAAAAUUUAGAGUAGGAAUUACAAUAGUUAUGAAUUGAAAAAGUCAACAAAGUUCGAACCCACUUGGGUGUGGGAUCGGAAAAGAUAUGAGAUUGUAAAGAAAGUUCUUGAACAUUUUCGAAAUUAUUGAUAACAUUUUUUAACUUUAUAUUGUCUUAGGUUGAUUUUGUGGCAUUUAAAAAAACAUUAUAGUAAGAACUACAUUAGUUAUGGUUAAAAAAUGUCAGUUGGGUACACGUUGAUUUAAACAAAUUUAAAAAAUCUACAAAAUGCCAUUUUCAUUGGAAGUAAAAUUGUUUUGUAAACAUCCUUGUUUGACGAAUACUUGUUUUAUGUUCUGUAGCACUAUAUAUUUCUUUGAAAUUGGAUGACAAAUCAGUUAUUACAACGUUUUGAUUUUAUUGUGGUCGGAUGUUUUAAAGUAAGGCAAUUGAUAAUGACCGUUCGAUUUUAGAUAAUAUAGAUAAACAAUCUGUGGUUAAUAUUGUCUGCUUCCGGGAUAUAUGUUAGGGGUUGGUGAGGGUAGGGUCAAGUUAGGAUAGAAUAGGGUAAGGUAGAAUAGAAUAAGGUAGGGUAAGGUAGGGUAGGGUUUUUGUAGGGUAGGGUGAGAAAGGGUAGUUUAGGGCAAGGCAUUGGUAGGGUAAGGUAAGGCAGGAGAAGUGAUGUAAGGGCAAGAACAGAGAAGGUAAGCUAAGGUAGACCAGGACAGGGUAGUGUAGGGUAUGGUAGGGUAGGACAGCAAAGUUGUAAGGUAGUAGAGUGGGGUAGAUCAUGACAAUUUAAAGUUAGGUCGAGUAGGGCACGGUAGGGUAUGGUAGGGUAAGGUAGAGUAGGGUAGUGUAGGGUAGGGGAAGGUAGAGUAGAAUAGAGCAUGAAAAUUUACAGUAAGAUAGGGUAGUUUAAAAUUAGUUCUUGUUUUGUAAAGGAAGUUCCUUCUACUUUUCAAAUCCAGGAUCAAAGAGUGUUGAAACCCGUGGUAGUGACCUCCUUUUAUCCAUUUCUUUUUUGAAUCCGUAGAAUCGAAAAGCUUCUUUCGACGUCGCCAAAAACCUCUGCUGUUUUCUCGUCGAACGGGGGGAUUUUACUUUCAAAUCGCUUUUUUUUUGUUGAAUAUUUUAUUGUAAUAUACAGAAGAUAUUACAGUGUUAUUAUUCUAAAAAGUUUGGGGUUUAGGCUUAGACUUGUAGGGUGACACUUUUUAGGUUUUUAGGCUUAGGUCUUUGUUUUUUGUAUUAAGCUUAGUGAGCUCGGCCUUAUUCGUAGUAGGGUUAGGUUUGGCAGACUUAGGCUUUCGGGUUUAUUUAGGCUUAGGCUUAUGCUUUUAGUACUGGGCGUUUAGGCUUUGGUUUAUUAGUCUUACGCUUCUAGGCUUAGGCUUAGUAGGCUUACGCUUAGUAGGCUAAGGUUUAAUCUUAGUAGGAUUAGGCUUAGUUGGCUUAGGCUUAGUAGGCUUAGGCUCAGUUGGCUUAGGCUUAGUAGGCUCAGGCUCAAUUGGCUUAGACUUAGGUUUAAUCUUAGUAGAAUUAGGCUUCUUGGCUUACGCACUAGGCUUAAGCUUGUGAGGUUAGGUUUUUAGGCUUAGGCUUCUAAGCUUAGGCUUAGUAGGCUUACAAGGGAAUGUUACAAACUGUCCAUUCGUUUUUUAAAAAUGAAUGGUACUAUGUGAAAGAGCGUAAAAAGUUGACUAGAAAUCAAUUUUCAAAAACUGCCAAAUUCGCCUUACAAGCCCGCUGGCGAGCUUUUUAAAUUUUCCUUAUUAAAAUGGUUUUUUUACGUCCGCUUUCUUUUGAAUACUUUCGAAAAGUGGAAUCAAGUGUGCUCGAUUGGCCAAGUGGUCAAAGGCGCAGUGAUUGCGCAAUCAUGCGUGUCCGGUUCGAUUCUCUUUUUGGGGUAGUAACUUUCAUUUUUUUAAAUUUAAAUUGAAGUUAAUUUGCAUUAACAAAAAAAAGUUUUUUUUGUUAAUAAUUGUUCCUUAUAUCUAUUAAAACAUAAAACAUCAAAAAACUAAAGUUUUCAAAAGUAUAAAAAUCGAAAAGAAGGCAUAAUAACGUAAAAGGUCUAUUUACUAAUGAUUUUAAAAUCUCGCUAGCGGGCUUGUAAGGCGAAUUUGGCAGUUUUUGAAAAUUGAUUUCUAGUCAACUUUUUACGCUCUUUCACAUAGUACCAUUCAUUUUUAAAAAACGAAUGGACAGUUUGUAAAAUUCCCUUGUUAGGCUAAGUUGGCUUAGGCUUAGUUGGCUUAGGCUUAUUUUUUUGUGCGUGUUCUUGAGAUAGGAUAGAGGUUACGUUAGGUAAAAGACGGGUUUUUUAUAUGUGUAUACGACGUAAAACAUACGAAACAUGGUUAAAAGGGGUUGUACGUGGGAAUAUUCAAAUUUUUUGGGAAGGCGCGGGCUGUAGGAGGGUAGGGUGGCUUUUUUAACCUGUUUAGUAAAUGACAUAUACUGUGCGAUAGCUGGAUCGGAAAACCGUGUUUUUUACUGUCAAAUUAUCUUACUUUGCUAUCUUAAGGAUGAUGUUCGUAGCCGGAGGGGCUUUGUUCUCAAUCUACGCUUUCUUCCUCUUAUUACCUAUCUUCAUCUUGGCAUAUGUUGUUCAGUCAUGCCCACUGAGGUUAUAAUACUGUACUGGCAUAAUAUUACAUUACUGUAAUAUUUGUUUUUACUACUGUAACUUGAAAGGCAACUACUGUAACAGUUAUUUUUACUACUGUAACUGCAAGUAUACUUACUGUAAAAGUAGUUUUUAUUACAGUAACUUCAAGUACACCCACUGUAACAUUUGUAUUUACUACUGUAACAUCAAUAACACCUACUGUAGCUACGGUAACAAAAUUGGUCGAUAAUGUGAAAAUAGUUGUGUCAGAAUAUGCUAUUGUAAAAUACGCGUAGUACUGUAUAACUUUUAGAUAUGUUAAAUAGCUGUAAAUAAACUGUAUUUGUUACCUAAAUGUGAAGUUUUUCUUUGAAAAUAUAGCUUGGAAACAAAGUUUUUUCAAAAAAAAUUAAAAAUGUAAAUUGGAAAUAAAAUUAAAAAAUAAAAAAAAUUUAUAAAGGUACAUCAAAUUUAAAACGGCAUAUUAAUGUAGGUAAUGUCAUAAAAUUAAAAAAUUUAAAAAAUUGAAAAAUUCGGUUUAGGAACAAGAUUUCGACCGCUUUCAUUAGGCCUUCCAAAACCGUUGUUUCCAAUUGCUGGAAUGCCAUUAAUCGAACAUCACAUUGGACAGUUGUGCGAGGUAAGCCAACUUUUGAAAGUUUUAAAAUUUAUGACAAAACUUAUUAUACUUUGAUAAAAAAUUAUGAUUUUUAAGGCUUUUAUGAUCUAAAAUUUGUAUUUUCAACUAAUUUUAAAAUUUUGUACGUAAAUAAAGCCAUUUAAAAGAAUAGCAAGCCGCGCCCAACGAUCCGCAGGCUGCAGCUUCAAUUUUUAGAUUUUCAUUAAAAAUCAUGAAUGUAUAGGUGUAAAAAUUGAAAAGUGUUGAUAAAAAUGAAAAUUUUUUUAAAAUUGUAAGUAUUAUUUUUAAAAAUUUUAAAAUUCAAACUUUCAGUGCAAAGAACUGUCAGAAAUCCUCCUACUAGGCUUUUACCCAGCCGAAGAGUUCACACUGUUCGUGGAAGGCGCCAAAACGAAGUACGGUGUACCAAUCGAAUACGUAGAAGAAGCUGGUCCUUCUGGUACAGCUGGAGGCCUGUUAAAGUACAAAGAGCGCAUUUUACGACCGGUAAAAGGAAAAGAAACCGACUUUGUCUUUGUUCUAAACGCCGAUAUUUGCGGCGAUUUGCCUGUGACUGGUGAGUUUGCCAUUGUUUUUUGGACGGAAAACGAAAUUUUUUGAAAUUUUUGUUUUUACAGGAUUGUUAGGCAGGGUUUUUUGAGUAAAAUGAGGUGUAUAUGGUAAUCAUGUUGUUUAGGGAGAAAGAGAUAUGUUAGCUUGAAGUAGGUAUAGUAUCAAAAAAUUUGAAAAAGUAGGGACUGACUUUUAUGUUUUGUGUCAUAACUUUUUUUAAAACGAAGAUAGAAACUUUAAAUUGGUUUUAAAUUUUAGGUAACAUUAUGUGUUAACUAAUCACUAAAACAAAUUUUUGAUUUUUUUUUGUUUUUAAAAAAGUUACAGUACGUUGAAUGUCGAAAAGACGAAAAAUUUCUAAAAAAAAUGAACUGGGGGUUGAUAAAAUUACCGUAUUUUUUAAAGUAGGUGAAAAUUAAAAAUUAUGUUAAAUGGGUUAGAUGUCAAUAUUAAUGGGCUAUAAUGUUGAAACGUUUCAAGUUUAUACAUAUUUUUAUGAAAAAGUUAUUAAAAAAUCUGAUUUUGAUGGUUUUUUGCCUAUUUUUUGUGAUUUUUUGGACAAAACUUCUAAAUAUCUUAACAUUUUAUCAAAUUUAUGACAUUUGAAUUGACAGUAUUGUAGAUCAGACUUUUGUGAUCAAAAUGAGCCAAAAUUUCCAAUUUUUCAACUUGCACUUUUAGAUUUAUUGGCCGAAAUCAAGCGUCAACCAUCGGCCGAAGCGGUCCUCCUAACCACCGAAGCCACUCGCGACCAGUCGACUAACUUUGGCUCAGUUGUGGUCGAUCGAAAAACAAAACAAGUGUUGCAUUAUGUUGAGAAACCAUCGACCUUUGUGUCAAUCAUAAUAUCCUGCGGAAUUUUCGUUUUGAGACCCGAAUUUUGGACGAAUCAGUUGGAGAAGGUGCAGUUGGAAGGAAAUGGCAUUUUAUGGUACGAGACUGACGUUUUCCCGCAAAUGGCUUCAGAAGGCAAACUUUAUGCGUUGUUUACGACUAGAUGGUGGUCACAGACGAAGACUCCGGCGUAGGUUUAUAUUUUUUUAGUUUUUUUUGUUUUUAGGUAACAAAAAUAUGUUUCAUGUCCAAUAUGGCAUUUUAAUGACAAGUAUGACAUUUUUAUGACAAUUAUGACAUUUUACAACCAAAUGUACCAUUUCAGAGGAGCUCUAUACGCCAAUGGCCAUUACCUACGUCUCUAUCGUGACAAAUGCCCAGAACGUCUCACAUUGUCUUCACCACACAUUAUUGGUGAUGUUUACAUUGAUCCUACUGCUGUGGUUGAUCCAACGGCCAAAAUUGGCCCAAAUGUCUCAAUUGGAGCCGGGGCCGUGAUUGGAGCCGGCGUUCGGAUACGAGAGUCGAUUAUCUUACCUGAUUGUGUCCUAGAAGAACAUUGCUGCGUACUGAAUGCUGUUGUUGGAUGGAGAAGUAUUUUAGGUAACAGUUCAAACUGUUUUAGAGUUUUUUGGGUUUAUGUUUAACGUAAAAUGGCAGUUUUUAUGUAAAAACGCUGAAUUGAUUUGGUCCAGGUUCGAACCCGUUUGGAUGCGAAUGAAAAAAAGAGGCUGUAAAGAAAGUUUUUGCGAUUUUUUAGAAAAUUUGGUACUAUAUUUAAAUGUGGCAUAGUAUUGGCAAAGUUUUAAAAAAUUACAGUGAGAACUACAGUAGUUAUAAAUAAAAAAAAGUCGGCCAGGUUCGAAUCCGUUUGGGUGCAAAUGUUAAAGACGUGUCUGUAAAUAAAGUUUUUCGUUUUAAAAAAUUUAAAUUGAUAACGUAUACAUGAUAUCACUUGUGUUUUGGCAAAUUUUUGGAAAAUUACAGUAAGAACUACUGUAGUUAUAACAAAAAAAGCUUCGGCCAGGUUCGAAUCCGCUUAGGUGCAAAUGACAAAGAUCCCUCUGUCAAUAAAGUUUUUGCAAGGUUUUCGUAAAAUUUUUGUUGUUUGUAGUAGAGAUAGUGUCUUGGUCAUUAUUUGAGGAAAGUUUUAGACAUGCAGAAACUUACUUUCCAGCUUAUUUUUUGAUUUUUCAUAGCUUAACCCUGGCUUAAAUGUAAUGUAUGAGGGCUUGAAAAGUAGACUUAAAAUGGAAAAUGGGUUUAUUUAAGCCUGCAAAAUACGAAAAGAGAAUAAUGUAAAAAUAAAAAUGGCAUAAAAUGACAAAAACGUUAUGUUUCAGAGCCAUGGACAAGAGUUGAAGGCACACCAAUAGCACCAAAUCCAAAUGUGCCUUUCGCUAAGUUGGACAACAAGCCUCUGUUCAAUGGUGAUGGUCGACUAAAUCCAUCAUUGACCAUUCUGGGCUCAAAUGUGCGUGUCAUGCGAGAAUUGGUCAUUUUGAAUACGGUAGUUUUACCGUACAAGGAGUUAUCGACCAGCAAACAUAAUCAGAUCAUUUUGUAA